UUUUUCGCCUUAUGUCAGACGCCCUGUAUAUUAUUUUUUAUAUUAAAUCAGAGCUGCUGCGUUAUUUUAAUUAACUAUUGUCUCAAUAAUGUACACGUGUUAACGUAAUUUAAUAUAAAAAUUGAAAAAAGAAAAAUAUGCUGAUUGGACAGAAGAUGUUUCAACGCAAUGUUUCCAUUAUUCAAAACUCGGUGCAUUAUUAAUCUCGUACAUCGUUCCUCUUUCUCUCUGCGUCCGAAGAUCGAUUUAAUUUACUAAAACCUCGUCACGAGGAACAGAGCUAAUAUCAUGCAAUCUGAACUUCGUUAAUGUUACAGUAGUAUUACGUCCUUAAUUUCUGCCUACGAAAAAUACCAGACUAAACGCACCACGCUUGUCAGAGUGCCUGGUGUCGCUAGAAGAACUCCAACAUUCAGCCAAAUUUUUUCGAAGUGUUCCUCACCCCUUCAAAAAUCCCUUCAAACGCUCCUGGAAAAAUCUCAACUUUCGACCACUUGGCUUCAAAAUACUUUGUAAUCAUUGUGGAAGAACAACUUCAAUUUGCUUCAGUUUUCUAACAUUUCCUCGUCGAGUCGAUUAAUAGAUCCAAAGGCGAUCCGCGGCAAAAGGAGAAAAAAGAGAUGGAGGAGGAGAUUCGCGUGCAGGUGGAGGACAACUCACCCUCGAUAGAGCACACCCUGCGUCCGAUCGCGUACACCUCCUGGUUCCUGGGCGUCGGCGUCGCGCGUCCUCGAGGGUGUCCCAAAGUUGUCACGAUCAUCCUGCGGGUCGUCCACUUCGGGGUGUGCUCGGUGAUCGUGGCGUACGGCGCGAUAGACUUCUUCACGUUCGGCAGCGUCUUCAAGAGUGACAUAUUCAAGAUCAUGUACUACAUGAACAAGGUGGUGUGCUACGUGUCGGCGUACUAUUAUGUGUACCACGGCAUCAGGCACUACGACAGGUGGCCGCAGCUGAUGGACAAGAUGAAGAACCUCGACCAGAAGAUUCGAAAGGAGAUCCCGAUGAACGACCGCCCGGUGAAGAACGCCCAGGUGCUGGCCAUCCUGGCGACGUUCGCCUGCGGCCCUUUGUCGUUGAUCGUGCACGCCCUGUACUAUUACUUCACCCUUCCCGAAGAUAUCUUCGCGUCCGACCUGCUGCUCUAUUACACGAUAGCCCAGUCUUUGAUCAACAGCUUCGUGUUCGAUGUGACCGUCUAUGUGCUGUACCGCAGGUUCCAAACGCUGAACGAAUUCAUUGGACAGCUGGACGAGCGAUUCGGCGCCCCGUGGAUCGCAGUUAAAAUUAGGCGUAUCAGAGAGCUGCACACUGGCAUCUGCGACCUAGUAAUCAUGGUAAACGACAUACACGGCUUCCACCUUCUCCUUUGCUCGGCGAACUGCUUCACCAUGGCCGUGGCCACGCUGUUCAGGAUCUACAUGGGUGUCGUCGAGAGAAACUACGCGUUCAUGCUGAUAAACAAUAUUCUUUGGCUCCUGUACGCUGCGCAAUUCGGCCUGAUGUGCUGGGUCUGCACGCUGGCGCGUCAAGAGUCGGACAGGACUGGGAUCAUCAUAUAUGCAAUCAUACUGAAUUGCAAAUCCACGAAUCCUGGCAAGCCGAACAGCGCCAGGAGUCAACCGAGUCUCGAAGUGCCUCCGCCAAUUGACGGCGGCCCGGAUGGCGAACAGAAUUCUAAUCGAAGCAGCAGUUACAAUCUCAACUACGUCGUGAUGGAGACUUUGCUGCGCAAAAACUUGGACCGAGACUGCGUCAGGAACGAAGUCAACGAUUUUUCGAUACAGCUGCAACAGCACCGAGUGGCGUUCACUGCCUGCGAGUUUUUCGAGAUGAACAAUUCUCUGCUCAGCGGCUUUGUUGGAGUGAUAACUACUUAUUUAAUAAUCCUCGUUCAGUUUUAUCGACCCGACAAUCCGAACGCGCAAUUCAGUAGGAAACGCUGAACGGAAAAAUGUUGCACUCUAGAAAGGAAGAAAGCAGGAAAGGAUCGUUGCGCAUUAAAGGAGGAGAAAGACAACUCGAGCCAAAUAUUAAAUUAUAAUAAAUAUUUAUUAUAACAAACUUAACAUUACAAUAAUACCAUUUGUUUGUGGAUUUCAGAAAAUAAAAAAGGAAACUUUACAACGAGGUAAAACAGAAUGGACACUAAUGGACGUCAAGUGCAAAUGCAAAGUGUGAAUAAUGAAAA
Molecule: messenger RNA, 2188 nt
Organism: Ooceraea biroi (clonal raider ant)
Lineage: Eukaryota; Metazoa; Arthropoda; Insecta; Hymenoptera; Formicidae
Biological process (GO): sensory perception of taste; chemosensory behavior; male courtship behavior
Cellular component (GO): neuronal cell body; dendrite; axon
Source: RefSeq, a predicted model, not a curated record